Molecule: messenger RNA, 2505 nt
Organism: Closterium sp. NIES-65
Lineage: Eukaryota; Viridiplantae; Streptophyta; Zygnematophyceae; Desmidiales; Closteriaceae
Source: the annotation of a GenBank genome assembly
AUGGGUCCAGGCAUCUGGCGGCUGCCAUCUGCGGACACGGCAAAACCAGGAGUAGAGAGGGUGAUUAAAGCAGUCGUCGAGAGACACCAUGCGGAAGCAUCAGGCAAUUUUGGCGGUCUCCUCACUAAGCUCAAAGCGGCGCUAAGGCGUUAUGCGGCGGAGGAACGGAAGCGGAUACGAGCAACCUUGAGGCACCUGGAACUUGCAGUUUCCGGGUUGCAACAGGAGCUGAUGAGGAACCCCCUGCGCGACGAUCUUCGAGUGACUCUGGCGGAGAGAGAAUCGCAGCUGGCGGCGUACCUGAAAGGGGAGAAUGACAGGCUGCACCUCUUGGCGGGGAUAAAGGAGGAAACAAAGGGUGAGAUUGCGUCAGGAAAACCGGACAUGCCGAAAACGCUGCGGGAUCGGGAAAAAGAGGAGCUUGAGGCUGACUGGACAGAGGAAGAAGUGAAAAAGGCGUUGAAGGAGAUGGCGUGUGAUAAAUCCCCAGGUGGUGACGGUUUACCGAAGGAGCUCUUCGAGCGCCACUGGGACCUGCUAAGGAAGGAUUUCAUGGGCUUCAUUAAACAGUUCGAAUCCUCAGCGGUUCUUCCGGAGGAAGUGCAGGAGGUGGUGACCAUCCUGCUAUACAAAAAGGGGCCAAGGGAGCAGGUGCAUAAUUAUCGACCGAUUACCCUACUGUCAAGUUGCUACAAGGUGGUUGCGAAGCUGCUGGCUAACCGCAUGAAGCAAGUUUUAGGCACGGUCAUCUCGGAGGAGCAGCACAGGUUCCUUCCAGGCAGGCGGCUCUCGGACGCGGUGUCAACAGUUGCGGAUGUGAUAGAAGCUGCAAACAAUGACAAGGAGGACUGGUACCUGCUUAUGAUCGAUUUUCAGAAGGUAUUCGACUCUGUGUCGCGUUCGUUCUUGUUUGACACGAUGGCGCUGAUGGGAUUCCCGAGCAAGUUCAUCCGGUGGUGCGAGGGGCUGCAUGAUGGUUCCUUCACUCGUCUGCUGGUGAACGGGUGGCUGGGGGACCGGGUGGACGUCCGCAAGGGGGUUCGGCAGGGGUGUCCUCUGGCCCCCUACCUCUUCUUGUGCGCGGUGGAACCGAUCUGCCAGGAGGCAAAACCCAGGAAGUUAGGCAUCAAUGAUCACCACGGCGACAGAUUGGCUUACCUCGGUUACGCGGAUGACACGACGCUUGUGUUGAAAGGGAAGAGGCAGAUUGAGAGAGCGGAGGAACUGCUGGAGGAGUUCGGAGCUCGGUCCGGCCUCCGCGUCAACAAAGACAAGUCGGCGCUACUCCCACUAGGGGCUAACCUGAAAGAGACGAGAAGCGUGAGUUCAGACUUCGCGUGGGUGAAUCCAAAAGACGCGGAGAGACUUCUGGGUGUUUGGGUCUCCCCCUCUAGAAGCGCGGAAGUUACCUGGGAUAAGGCGCUGGCUAGGGCGGCGGAGGAGCUCGUGAAGUGGCAGUCGCACCACUUAACCACGACGGCGAGAGUAGCGGUUUUUGGCGUGCCCCUGGUGGGGGUGGCGGAGACAACUGCGGUUCUCCCCCUGGACAAGGUGGAGCCGUUGAUGGUGAGGGGCGGAAGGGUGAUUGGAGCGGGUGGCCUCCACGAGGUACGGCUGUGCUGCUCAGAGCUCUGCAUGGAGGAUCAGGUCCCCCCCCUCAAACAGCUGAGGUUGCUUUUUGGCGCGCAGCAAGGGGUGAUGCAGCAGCAGGAGAAGUGGUCGGAUGAGUGGGGAAGUGUGAUUGACUGGAAGAGGGUCAUCACGGUGCGGGACUCCGCGGUGCUUCCGAACCGAGCCCGGGAUGUUCUGCUUUGCCUGCAUUGUCGUAAUCUCCAAGUCGGGGUGCGGCUAAAAUUCCUGGAGGGGGUGGCAUGCCAGCACUGUGGGGAGGAGGAGACAGCGGAGCACUGUUUCUGUAGUGCACGGCGCGCCGCCACCAGCUCUCACUCCCCGGAGAGCUUGACGGGCCGCCGCCGCCGCGGCAGUAGAAGCACCGGUUUCUUGUCCCCGCGCGUGCCGGUGGCCGCAGCGCGCCUGCUCCUCGUACCUCUUCUCAUCCUCACCGCCGCCGCCGACUGCUUUACUCGCAACGUCGCGCCCCCACCCCUGCCCUCCCCCCCUCGCCGCCUCGACCCUCGCCACCGUCCCCCCCCUCCGCGCGGCAACCUCCGCCUGCGCGCGCCUUCUCUGCUCCGCCAUGCGGCGGAGCCGUCUCUUGGCGCGUGGCUCGAGUUCCUCGGUGUCGCCUGGGGGAAUUCGAGCUCCUGGCGUAACCACAGAGAAGGCGGGGGGAGCCAAGGCGGCGCGCGGGAUCGCCGCACGCUUUUGCGGGUUGAAGUUACCGCCGCCGCCGCUGCUGCGGAGAGGCCCGUGGUGCUAGGAACGUCAUAUGCGCACGCUGGUACAGCUGCAGGAGGCGUGGCGCGUGUGGGCGGGCAACAGCGACACCACCACGGCGUGCUCUGCGUGGACUGGCGUCACCUGCUGUUGACGGUGGUUGGCUAA